CUCUUAUUUUUAAAAUUAAUGUGAAAAACAAACCCAGUUUUUGCUAAUGCUGUGAAUUUCUUGAUGAAGAAAAUUCAGCAAUUGUUCUAAAGUUUGGGAACUCUUGGAAUCAGUUGACUCAGAAUUUUUCCUUCUUUCCCAGGUGGUGAAUAACUUACUAUAUAUAUAUAAAAAAAAGAUUCAUGGAUGAUAAAAGCUGCUGUUCAUUAUGUGGGAAAGAAUUUACUUAUCCUCAGAAUGUGUUGAGGCAUAUGAAUAAAAUACAUAAUGUACCUCGAAGAAAUAAUACUUCAAAGUUACGUUGUCCAAAAUGUGAUAUUGCCAUUCCUACAUAUAAACAUCUUCGGGAACACUUAACAGGCAAACAUGAAUUUCAAAUUGAAAAAGAAGAAAAAUUCUUUGAAAGUGUGGAAGAAUUCAAAGCAUGGAAAACAUUUGUGGAAAAAUCCAGCAGCGACAGGUAUGUUCGAGCAUCUUCGGCUAUAAGAAUAAAAUCAGGCAGCAGAACGUACUAUUAUUGCCAUAGAUCUGGUCUACAAAGAUCAAUAGCAACCGGUAAAAAAAUGUUAAAAAUUCAAGGCAGUAAUAAAAUAGGUGCUACUUGCCCAGCUUCAAUGGCUAUUACAGAAUAUGAUGCACAUCCAGGACAAGUAUGGGUAACCUACUGGAAGACACACGUAGGCCAUGAUCAUAAACGAAGUCGAGCUUUUCUGGCUGAAAAUGAAAGAGAAUUUAUUGCUAAAAACCUUGCCAUGGGAGUUUCCUUUGAUAAUGUUUUGGAUGAAAUGAUGAAUGGUGAAGCAGAAGUGAAUGCAGAAGCUCUUCAUCCUAUAGAUAACCCAGCUUUGCACAGUAUGAAGAGAUUCUUGUCAGACUGUUCUAAUUAUCAUCCUGAUGACAUAGCAAGCGUAGAAUUUUUAAUCCAAGAACUAGAAUUAAGCAGUGAAAUGGCCACACUUUAUUACAAGCCUCAGGGUGAAGUAGAUGAAACCGGACAUUUUGAAAUUGAUGAUUUUAUGAUUAUACUUAUUUCCUCUUUUCAAUUUAAGAUGGUGGCAACAUUUUAUUCAGAAACAUUUUGUAUUGAUGCUGUUAUUGGAAAAAAUUGGUAUGAUUAUCAAGCAGUAUCAGUUCUGACUGUUGAUGAAAAUGCAAUUGGUUACCCAUUUGCAACUUGUAUUACAAACCGUACAGAUGUUAAAGCGAUGGCUCGUUUUUUUGAGAGUGUUAGGGUUAGUCUUAGCAAAGAACUCAAAUGCAGUAUUUUACUUACGGCUGAUAUACCUGCAAUUGUCAAUGCUUGGUCAGCAGUAAUGGGCGAACCUAAAUAUCAUUUACUUAACUCAUGGCAUCUAAUUAAAAAUUUACAAAAACAUCUUGGAAAAAUUAAAAUUCCACAGUAUCGAACACCUGUAUUCCAGUAUCUUCAGGUUCUAAUUCAUGAAUCUAAUACUGAACGUUUUGAAAAGUUAUUAGUAUGCUUUGAGAAUGACUUGAAAAAAAAUCCAAGUACUAGUUUAUAUUAUGCUUACUUUCACAAGAAUUAUUUCAAACGUGUUAAACAAUGGGCCUUAUGUCAUCGAGUAGAACUAGGCAUAAAAACUAAUAAACAUUUUGAAGCUUUUCAUGAAAUUCUUAGGUAUAUUUAUAUAGAUGGCAAAAAAAAUCAUCGAUUAGACAAUUAUCUUAAAGCUUUGUUAAAAUUAACCAGAGAUAAGCGUUUUGACAGAAGGAGUAUAUCUUUAAAGAAAAAGCCUACUCAAAUAAACAUAAUGCAGGAAAGUCAUGCAAAAGAUGUUAUUGUUCCUGAGAGUUGUGAUGAAACAUUUUGUGAAGUUAAUGAUGUUUCUGAUGUAGUAACACUCCAGUUAAAUGAGAAAGAUAUUUCCACAAUGUCCCCUAUUAUAAAUUUAGCUGGAGAAAUAAUAGUAUCUUCUAAUGCUGUAGCUGAAAUAACAGAAGAUUCCUAUAAUAAAGUAAUUGAACAUUUGAAAAUAGCAAACAAUAUUCUAAAAACUGCAAUAAGUGGAACACAGCAAAUUCAGUCUUUAGUAGUGCCUAGUGUAUCUGAAAUCCCAGAUUCUACAGGAGAAAUAGAAGUUGCUUCCAAAAAUAUUCUAAUGUAUGAUCACACAUAUUUUGUUCUUAAUGAAAAUCUUGGAUGUUAA
Messenger RNA from Stegodyphus dumicola, 2168 nucleotides. RefSeq lists its product as uncharacterized. NCBI's taxonomy places the organism in Eukaryota, Metazoa, Arthropoda, Arachnida, Araneae, Eresidae. The record is from RefSeq and is a predicted model, not a curated record. Gene Ontology annotation, molecular function: zinc ion binding.